UUAUCACAGAAGUCUGCUAUUUCAUGCACAUCAGCCCCUCCAUACUGACUUACUGUUCUGCUCUGAUGCACUGGUUUUCUAAGCAGAAUGUUUCUGUUUGUUUCAGUGCUCUUUGGCAUACAGGCGCUUUGCUCCUGGGCUGCCCCUCCUCCUUUGCUUUCCCCUGCCUGUGAUGACACUGCAGUAGAGGACGCUGCAGAUCUGGCUCUGCGCCAGAUCAAUGCUGACCGAAAAGAGGGCUACAUAUUCAAACUCAACCGAAUUUUCAGUGCCCGAGAACAUCCUCAGGAGACCAGUGGUUCUGUUUUCUACCUCAUCUUGGAUGUAAUAGAUUCUGAAUGCCAUGUACUCAGCAAAAUGUUGUGGAAAAACUGUAUGGCCAGACCUGCACAUACAACUGUUUAUGGUCAGUGCAAAGCAAUAAUCUACAUUAAUCAGGCAAGAAACAUUGCUCAUCUCAAUAGUUAUGAGUGCACUUUACAACCAGUUCCACCCAGAUAUAUUUCAAGAAUAUGUCCUGACUGUCCACUUGAUGAUAAUCCAAAUGAUCCCAGAUAUACGGAGGCUGCUCUUCAAAGCCUUGCCAAGUUCAAUGAAGAGAGUGAUCAAACUCAUUAUUUCUCUGUUCUCAAUGUCACAAGAGCUUCAAUGCAGUGGGUCAUUGGUCCUGCAUAUUUUGUAGAAUUUUUAAUUCAGGAGACAUCCUGCUCCAAAUCUGACAAGAUUGCUGACAUCUCCAAGUGCAAGCCACUUUCACCUGAACUAGCAAAAAUAGGUUUCUGCAAAGGCUCUGUAGGAAACAGCCACUUGGAACAUCAACGCUUUGUCACAAUAUCCUGUGAGAUCUACGGUCCGCAGGAUCCUGCCACUGAAGAGGGGACAGCACAAGCUGACCAGAAACAGGAAGCAUCCAGCCAGCAUCAUCAAGCAGCUUUCUCUUCAGAAACCAGUCAUUUCUCCCCACACCUAGGAAAAGCAGUGGGCUGGGUUGCAAUUCUACCCCCUUCAACUGAGGACAUCUCUUUCCAAAGCCAACCAGAAGGUCAAAAUGAACAUAAAGUUGGAAAGCCUGUUCCACCUGAGGCUGCAGAAUCUGUGCCCAGUUUUGAUGAAGAAAAGACUCAAGUAGACAAACCAGACCUGACUGAACCAUUUAGUAGACCAGUUAUUCUCCCUUUUCCUGAAGAAUUUUCUUUAUCAGACUCAUGUCCGGGAGAAGUAAAGGAGAGCAGUUCCAUCCUCCAGCCUCUACUGCCUAAAAAGCCUACCAAAAUAUAGCCAGCACCCACUCACCUCAAUGAUCUGCAACAGAAUAAUGGCCUGGCCUUUCAAUUUGUGUAACAUCUUUAAGUAAAUAAAUUGCUUAUUAGUAUUUGUCUUUGGAGUUCUCAAUUUUAAGAAACCACCAGUUAUGUAGAUUCAAAAAGAAAUUUAAGUAGGACUAUAUUUAAUAAAAUAAUUUGCUGUUAAUUCCCAUACUCCUUCUAUCAGUAAGAGCAUGAAAUAAAGGUAACUGUGGAGGGUAAAAAAAUAACAUCAGUAGCAAAAGUCUGUCAGGACAGAGUGUGGGAUGAUUUGUCCUGGAAGGACCUCUGGACCCAUGGAGAGAGGAGCUGAAACUGAAACUGGCUUGUGUCAGGACAUGUGAUCCCAUGGGGGGCACAUCUUGGAGCAAUCUGUUCCUGAAGAAUUGCACCCCAUGAAAGUGACACACAUUGGAGCAGUUUGUGAAGAACCGCAGCCCAUGGGAAGGACUCCCAAUGGAGAAGUUUGUGGAGGACUGUAUCCAAUGAGAGGGACCCCACACUGGAGCAGGGAAAGUGAGAGGAACCUCUCCUUGAGCAGGAAGGAGGGGCAGAGGCAACCUGUGAUGAACAGAUUACAACCCCCAUUUCCCACUCCUCUGCACUGCUGGUGGGGGAGAGGCGGAGAAAUUGGGAACAAAGUAAUUUGAGCCCAGGAAGAACAGAAGAGUGAGGGGAAGGUGUUUCAAGAUGAAGUUUUUAUUUCUCACCAUCUAACGCUGAUCUAAUUAGUAAUAAAUCAAGUCUGUUUUGCCUGUGAUGGUAACUGCUGAGUGAUCUCUCCUUAUAUUGACCCACCAGCCUCUCAUUGUAUUUUUCUUCCUCUGUCCAGCAGAGGAGAGGAGGGAUGGAGCAGCUUUGGCAGGCAGCUGGUGCCCAGCUAAGGAUGCUCUGAGGACCUUUACCAAGUCACACCUGAUGUAGCAGUGUAUAAAUGGGGAAGAGGACUUCAACAUGGUUGGUUUAGCAUGAUUAACUAGUGGGGUUUUAUUUACAGGUUAACUUCUUAAAUAGAAUAUGAUGAGUUUGGCCUAAUUUUUAAAAUCUCAAGAAAGAUUAAAUUUUCCUUAAUGCUUUACACCCUCAUUCAAAUAAAUUUGAAAAGGCUACUCAGAGGUGUGAAACCUCUGCACCUAAUUUUGGCUGGUGAAGAAUCAAGCCCAGGCUAUUCAGAUUCUUAUGCUUUACUCAGCCUGCUGUGAGUAAAUGAUGAUUUAAAAAAUCAGCCUAAUUCUUUCUUGAGAUAAGUCAUAUUAACUCCCAUAUAAUAAAAGCCACAGGGAUGUUCUACAGCCUAUAGUGAAGAAAAAUCAAUUUCAAUAAUGCUAGAGACAGCAACUGUUCUGACAACAACAAAUAUAAAUAAAUGAGAAGACAACAAGAAGAAAAAUAGCAAACAUGGGAAAGAAAUGACAGUUGUGGCAGGAGUACACUGAUACUUGCAAUAAUUAUGGGCUUGUAUGAGACCACAGAACCUUUCCCUAGUUGCCACUAAAUCUGUAAAAUCAUUUGCUCAGAACAAAAUCAAUAAAAUAUUAUUGUUUCUGAACCUUU
Calypte anna (Anna's hummingbird) is the source of this 2858-nucleotide messenger RNA. RefSeq names its product fetuin B (gene FETUB). The transcript is spliced from 7 exons. Gene Ontology annotation, cellular component: extracellular region. Gene Ontology annotation, biological process: binding of sperm to zona pellucida; negative regulation of endopeptidase activity. NCBI's taxonomy places the organism in Eukaryota, Metazoa, Chordata, Aves, Apodiformes, Trochilidae. The record is from RefSeq and is a predicted model, not a curated record. Gene Ontology annotation, molecular function: cysteine-type endopeptidase inhibitor activity; metalloendopeptidase inhibitor activity. Bases 88 to 1278 code for a protein of 396 amino acids.